Messenger RNA from Cladophialophora immunda, 8281 nucleotides. RefSeq names its product pre-mRNA-processing-splicing factor 8. Gene Ontology annotation, biological process: spliceosomal tri-snRNP complex assembly; mRNA splicing, via spliceosome; intein-mediated protein splicing. Gene Ontology annotation, molecular function: U2 snRNA binding; metallopeptidase activity; U5 snRNA binding. The record is from RefSeq and is a predicted model, not a curated record. NCBI's taxonomy places the organism in Eukaryota, Fungi, Ascomycota, Eurotiomycetes, Chaetothyriales, Herpotrichiellaceae. Gene Ontology annotation, cellular component: catalytic step 2 spliceosome; U5 snRNP. The coding region runs from base 241 to 7917 and encodes 2558 amino acids. The transcript has 3 exons.
UGUGAAGGCGCCCACCCGCUUUCAGGUCAACAAAUCUUUCACUCAGUCCAUCCGGCAAGACCUCCGGCUGGCGGAUGGUAGGUUUGAGACUUCACGAGUGAGCAGGAUUGCCCUCGAGGCCGAAGCAGACGUCAGAUCACGUGUCGUAAAUGGUAAGCGACUUUCAGAGACAUUUCCGAGAUUGAACGACGAGUUCAUCUUCUCUAUUCAAACAGUCACCUUCAACCACCGAGCGAUAGGAUGGCUUCGAUACCGCCCCCGCCUCCGCCAGGAUGGGGUGCUGGAGCGCCGCCUCCGCCGCCUGGCAUGGCUCCUCCGCCUCCAGGUUAUCGUCCUCCCGUCGACCCGCGAGUCGCAAAGUUUGCACAGAAAAAGAAGGAGUGGCUCCGCACGCAGCGCAAUCGGUAUGGCGAAAAGAGGAAGGGCGGAUUUGUGGAAACCCAAAAGGCCGAUAUGCCCCCGGAGCAUCUGAGGAAGAUUGUCAAGGACAUUGGAGACGUCAGCCAAAAGAAGUUCAGCAGCGACAAACGGAGUUAUCUGGGCGCGUUGAAGUACAUGCCACACGCCGUGUUCAAGCUGUUGGAAAACAUGCCCAUGCCCUGGGAGAGUGCACGGGAAGUCAAGGUGUUGUACCACGUCAACGGGUGCCUGACACUCGUAAAUGAAACCCCGCGAGUCAUUGAACCAGUCUUUCACGCGCAGUGGGCAACCAUGUGGGUUUCAAUGAGACGAGAGAAGAGCGACAGAAGACAUUUCAAGCGGAUGCGCUUCCCUCCUUUCGACGACGAAGAACCACCGCUGUCUUGGUCGGAGAAUAUCGAAGACGUCGAGCCUCUGGAACCUAUUCAGAUGGAACUGGAUGAGAAUGAGGACGGCCCCGUGUACGAAUGGUUCUAUGAUCACCGGCCUCUUCUCGACACGCCACACGUCAAUGGUCCAAGUUACAAAACGUGGAACUUGACGCUGCCGCAAAUGGCUACCCUGUACCGACUUUCCCACCAGCUGUUGAGUGACGUGGUGGAUAAGAACUACUUCCACAUGUUCGAUCGUGAGAGUUUCUUCACCGCCAAAGCUCUCAACGUUGCCAUCCCAGGCGGACCCAGAUUCGAGCCUCUAUACAAAGAUAUCGACCCCAAUGACGAAGACUUCGGCGAGUUCAAUGCGAUCGAUCGAAUUAUCUUCCGAGCGCCGAUCCGGACGGAAUACAGAGUCGCCUUUCCUUAUUUGUACAACUCGUUGCCAAGAAGCGUCAAACUCUCGUGGUAUUCUCACCCUCAGGUUGUCUACGUAAGAUCGGAGGACCCCAACUUACCGGCCUUCUAUUUUGAUCCUGUCAUCAACCCCAUCUCUUCGAGGUCGGUGGCCCCAAAGAAUAUCACUAUAAGCCAUGAGGAUGAAAUCUUCGGCGAAGGCAAUAACGAAGAUGACGAAUUCGAGCUUCCAGGCAAUGUUGAACCGUUUCUCGCGGACGAGGAACUUUACACCAGCGAGACUGCUUCUGCCAUCGCAUUGUGGUGGGCGCCCUUCCCGUUUGAUCGGAGAUCCGGAAAAAUGGUUCGCGCCCAGGAUGUCCCUCUGGUCAAGCAGUGGUAUCUGGAACACUGCCCGCCCGGCCAGCCAGUUAAAGUCCGGGUUUCUUACCAGAAACUAUUGAAGACAUAUGUGCUGAACGAGCUGCAUAGGAAGAAGCCUAAGGCACAAAACAAACAAGAUCUUCUCAAGACGCUAAAAUCCACCAAGUUCUUCCAGCAAACGACCAUUGACUGGGUAGAGGCGGGUUUACAAGUUUGCCGACAGGGAUUCAAUAUGCUCAACCUUCUCAUCCAUCGGAAGAACUUGACAUAUCUGCAUCUGGACUACAACUUCAACCUUAAACCUGUCAAGACCCUGACGACGAAAGAACGCAAGAAAUCGAGAUUCGGCAAUGCUUUCCACCUGAUGCGAGAGAUUCUGAGACUCACCAAACUCAUUGUCGACGCUCAGGUACAAUACAGACUUGGCAAUAUCGAUGCAUUCCAAUUGGCUGAUGGCAUUCUCUAUGCUUUCAACCACGUCGGGCAGUUGACGGGAAUGUACCGAUACAAGUACAAGCUCAUGCAUCAGAUCAGAUCUUGUAAAGACCUGAAGCACUUGAUCUAUUAUCGCUUCAACUCUGGUCCAGUCGGAAAAGGUCCCGGCUGCGGUUUCUGGGCCCCCGCGUGGAGAGUGUGGCUCUUCUUUAUGAGAGGCAUUAUUCCUCUCCUUGAGAGAUGGCUCGGGAAUUUACUGUCCCGACAAUUUGAAGGCCGCCACAGCAAAGGCGUUGCAAAGACAGUCACAAAGCAACGCGUGGAAUCUCAUUUUGACCUUGAACUUCGUGCGUCGGUCAUGGCAGACUUGAUGGAUAUGAUGCCCGAAGGUAUUAGGCAGAACAAAGUCAACACCGUACUUCAGCAUCUUUCCGAAGCGUGGCGAUGCUGGAAAAGCAACAUUCCUUGGAAAGUCCCAGGCCUACCAGCACCCAUCGAGAACAUCAUCUUGCGAUAUGUCAAAAGCAAGGCUGACUGGUGGAUUUCUGUGGCUCACUACAAUCGAGAACGUAUCAGGAGAGGCGCAACCGUCGACAAGACCGUGGCUAAGAAGAACCUGGGUCGAUUGACGCGAUUGUGGCUAAAAGCCGAACAGGAGAGACAGCAUAAUUACAUGAAAGACGGCCCAUAUGUUUCCUCGGAGGAAGCUGUCGCUAUCUAUACGACGACCGUCCAUUGGCUUGAAUCGCGGAAGUUCUCACCUAUUCCCUUUCCCUCUGUGUCUUACAAGCAUGACACGAAGAUUCUCAUUCUGGCCCUGGAAAGACUGAGGGAGGCCUAUUCUGUAAAGGGCAGGUUGAAUCAGAGUCAGAGAGAAGAGCUUGCCCUGAUCGAACAGGCAUACGAUUCGCCGGGGACCACCCUCGCCAGAAUCAAACGUUUCCUGUUGACUCAGCGAGCAUUCAAGGAAGUCGGAAUCGACAUGAACGACAAUUACAGCUCAAUCAACCCCGUGUAUGAUGUUGAGCCAAUCGAGAAGAUCACAGACGCAUAUCUUGACCAAUAUCUCUGGUACCAGGCUGACACUCGACAUCUCUUCCCAUCGUGGGUCAAGCCUUCAGACUCAGAGGUCCCACCGCUUUUGGUCUACAAGUGGGCCCAGGGUAUUAACAACCUGACAAAUGUUUGGGAGACUGCAGAUGGAGAAUGUAACGUCAUGAUCGAGACGCAGCUUUCCAAAGUCUACGAGAAGAUUGAUUUGACUUUGCUCAACCGGCUGCUUCGACUCAUCAUGGAUCACAACCUGGCUGACUACAUCACCUCGAAAAACAAUGUCCAGCUAAAUUACAAAGAUAUGAACCACACGAAUAGCUACGGCAUGAUUAGAGGGCUCCAGUUCUCUGGAUUCGUCUUCCAGUACUACGGCCUGGUCAUCGACCUCCUUCUCCUCGGCCUUCAACGAGCGAGCGAGCUCGCCGGGCCGCCUCAGAGCCCUAACGACUUCUUGCAAUUCCGAGACAGAGAGACAGAGACCAGACAUCCUAUUCGAUUGUACACACGAUAUAUCGACAAAAUCUGGGUUUUCUUUAGGUUCACCGCAGAGGAGUCGAAGGAUUUGAUCCAGCGCUUCUUGACUGAACAGCCAGAUCCGAACUUUGAAAACGUGAUUGGGUAUAGGAACAAGAAGUGCUGGCCUCGAGAUUCUCGAAUGAGGCUGAUGAGACACGACGUCAAUCUUGGCCGGGCCGUAUUCUGGGAUUUGAAGAACAGAUUACCUCGUUCAAUUACCACGAUCGAGUGGGACGACACCUUCGCGAGUGUUUAUUCGCGUGACAAUCCCAAUUUGUUAUUCUCAAUGUGCGGCUUCGAAGUCAGGAUCUUACCAAAGAUCCGAAACCAGAACGACGAAUUCCCGAUCAAAGACAGCGUUUGGGCCCUGGCCAACAAUGAGACCAAGGAGAGGACCGCCUAUGCAUUCCUGCAGGUCACUGAAGAAGACAUUCAGAAGUUCAACAACCGUAUAAGGCAAAUCUUGAUGUCCUCAGGCUCUACGACGUUUACUAAGAUCGCAAACAAGUGGAACACGACCUUGAUUGCGCUGUUCACUUACUACCGGGAAGCGGCCGUGUCUACAGUCAACUUGCUGGACACCAUUGUCAAGUGCGAGACCAAGAUUCAAACCCGUGUAAAGAUUGGUUUGAACUCCAAGAUGCCUUCCCGUUUUCCUCCAGCUGUUUUCUACACGCCCAAGGAGUUGGGUGGCCUAGGCAUGAUUUCAGGGUCUCACAUUCUGAUCCCGACUAGUGACAAGCGCUGGUCGAAGCAAACCGAUACCGGUGUCACGCACUAUCGAGCAGGCAUGUCUCACGAUGAGGAAACGCUGAUCCCCAAUAUUUUCCGAUACAUCAUCCCUUGGGAAGCUGAAUUCAUCGAUUCCCAGCGAGUCUGGACCGAAUAUUCCCAGAAGAGAAUGGAAGCCAAUCAGCAGAAUCGGAGACUGACUCUCGAAGAUUUGGAGGACAGCUGGGAUAGAGGUCUGCCGCGUAUCAAUACACUGUUCCAGAAAGACCGGAGCACUCUGAGCUUCGACAAAGGCUUCAGAGCUCGCACGGAAUUCAAGCAAUAUCAAUUGAUGAAAAGCAACCCUUUCUGGUGGACGAGUCAGAGACACGAUGGCAAACUCUGGAAUCUGAACGCCUACCGAACCGACGUCAUCCAAGCCUUGGGCGGUGUCGAGACAAUUUUGGAGCAUACCUUGUUCAAAGCAACAGCUUUCCCGUCCUGGGAGGGCCUCUUCUGGGAGAGAGCAUGUCUCGCUAAUGGUACUAUGCUGCUGCGCUACGAUGGCUCUCAGGUUGCUGUGGAAGACGUCGUGGAAGGAGAUCUCCUUCUUGGGCCUGACGGUGGCCCUCGUCGCGCAUUUAACAUUGUCAAAGGAACAGAUCGUCUGUACCGGAUCAAGAUCGGAUCUGAUGUAGAGGAUCUCGUCGUGACACCGAACCAUAUCUUGGUCCUAUACCAUGAGAAGAACAGAGGAAGCCAACACAGCGACUCCCACCUGCCUCUUCAUCACCAACGGGUUGAGGGUGACUUUGAGGGCUUGCGCCAGUCCAGCUCUGAGCUCGCAGAUGCAGAUCGGCCUGAGAGUCUCGUCAAGAUCGCUCCACGCUAUGAAACUGUCGAAGUUACGGCUGCCGAAUUUGCGGCUUUGAAGCCGACACAGAGGGCUCAAUAUAGACUUUUCCGGUCACCUGGAUUUGCGCUGCCGAAGCACACCGUGGCGGUCGACCCAGAAGCCCACAGCUUUAUCGUUGAGGAUAUUUCCCUUGGGUCAGAGCCCACAAAAUGGGCUGGGUUCCGAGUUGACAAAGACCAACUUUAUCUUCGCCACGAUUACCUCGUGCUUCACAACAGCGGCUUUGAGGAGUCCAUGAAAUUCAAGAAACUCACGAACGCCCAGCGUUCGGGUUUGAACCAAAUCCCCAACCGUCGCUUCACCCUGUGGUGGUCGCCCACUAUAAACAGAGCAAAUGUCUACGUUGGUUUCCAGGUGCAGCUCGAUUUGACCGGCAUUUUCCUUCAUGGCAAAAUCCCUACCCUGAAGAUUAGUUUGAUCCAAAUCUUCCGAGCCCAUUUGUGGCAGAAAAUCCACGAAUCUGUUGUCAUGGAUUUGUGUCAAGUUUUCGAUCAGGAGCUGGAACAAUUGGGCAUUGAGACUGUGCAGAAAGAGACGAUUCACCCUCGAAAAUCGUACAAAAUGAACAGCUCUUGCGCCGAUAUCCUCCUGUUGGCGAGUCACAAGUGGAACGUGACUCGACCUUCGCUCCUCUUCGACACGAAAGAUCAGAUCGAAGCCACUACAACCAACAAAUUUUGGGUCGAUGUCCAAUUACGGUACGGUGAUUACGAUUCUCAUGACAUUGAACGCUACGUCCGGGCCAAAUACCUCGACUACACGACUGACAGCAUGAGCAUCUACCCUUCGGCGACUGGUCUGAUGGUUGGUAUUGACCUCGCGUACAAUCUCUAUUCUGCGUACGGACAAUACUUCCCUGGCCUGAAGGCAUUGGUCCAACAGGCGAUGGCCAAGAUAAUGAAGGCGAAUCCGGCGCUCUACGUGCUCCGCGAACGUAUCCGGAAAGGCCUCCAACUGUACGCGUCCGAAAGCACUCAAGAGUUCUUGAAUUCUCAGAACUAUUCGGAACUAUUCAGCAACCAGACCCAACUGUUCAUUGAUGACACGAAUGUUUACCGGGUAACGAUCCACAAGACAUUUGAGGGCAAUCUGACGACCAAGCCCAUUAACGGCGCCGUUUUUGUGUUCAACCCGAAGACCGGCCAGUUAUUCUUGAAGAUCAUCCACACCAGUGUGUGGGCUGGCCAAAAGCGUCUUGGACAGUUGGCCAAAUGGAAGACAGCCGAAGAAGUGGCCGCGUUGAUCCGAUCUCUGCCUGUCGAAGAACAGCCCAAACAGCUCAUUGUUACCCGGAAGGGCCUCCUUGAUCCGCUCGAAGUCCACCUUCUAGACUUCCCGAAUGUCUCGAUUCGAGCGUCGGAGCUGCAGCUGCCGUUCCAGGCUGCAAUGAAGGUGGAAAAGCUGGCCGACAUGAUCCUGCAAGCUAAGGAGCCACAGAUGGUUCUGUUCAAUCUGUAUGACGACUGGUUGAAGUCGAUAUCGUCGUACACGGCGUUCUCAAGACUGAUACUCAUUCUCCGUGCUUUGCAUGUGAACACGGACAAGACGAAGCUGCUUCUCCGCCCUGACAAAACCGUCAUUACUCAGGCACAUCACAUCUGGCCCACUCUUUCGGAUGAAGACUGGAUCAAGGUCGAAGUGCAGCUAAGAGAUCUUAUCCUGAACGAUUACGGCAAGAAGAACAAUGUCAACGUCCAGUCGCUCACCAGCAGUGAAGUACGAGACAUUAUUCUGGGGAUGGAAAUAUCGGCGCCCUCAAUGCAACGCCAGCAGGCGGCGGAGAUUGAGAAGCAGCAACAAGAGCAGCAACAAUUGACUGCGGUGACUACCAAGACCCAAAAUGUCCGGGGCGAGGAGAUCAUUGUGACGACGACAUCGCAAUACGAGCAACAGUCGUUCGCAUCCAAGACUGAAUGGCGGACACGAGCGAUUGCGACUUCGAACCUGAGGACGCGCGCGAACAACAUCUACAUCUCGAGCGACGACAUUCACGAAUCGGACGAGUCGUACACGUAUGUGCUCCCCAAGAACAUACUCAAGAAAUUCAUCGCGAUUGCGGAUUUGCGGGUCCAGGUGGCCGGAUAUCUGUACGGCUCGUCGCCACCAGACAAUGAUCAAGUCAAGGAAAUCCGCACCAUUGUGAUGGUUCCGCAGGUUGGGUCCACGCGGGAGGUGCAAUUGCCGCACCAGCUUCCGCAACACGAGUAUCUCAAGUCCAUGGAGCCGCUUGGGAUCAUCCACACCGUGAGUGGCAACGAGACACCGUACAUGACCGCAGCGGACGUGACGAUGCACUCACGCCUGAUGGCCCAACAUCCCAGUUGGGACAAGAAGACCAUUACAUUGACCGUGUCGUUCACCCCAGGGUCGGUGUCCCUCAGCUCCUGGACACUUACUCCACAGGGAUACACAUGGGGCGCCUCGAACAAGGACACGCAGUCGGACAAUCCCGCGGGCUUUUCGACCUCGUUUGGAGUCAAAACCCAACUACUCCUGUCUGACAAGAUCCGGGGCUAUUUCCUGGUGCCCGAGACUGAUGUGUGGAAUUACAGUUUCAUGGGGGCGCAGUUUUCGACGGUGGAGAAGAGGCCCGUGUACGUCAAGAUUGAUACGCCGCGACGGUUCUACGACGAUUUGCACCGGCCCGUGCAUUUCAGUAGUUUUAACGAGUUGGAAGACAUAUGGGCUGAUCGGGAGGAUGCGUUUGCUUGAGCGCUGGGCGUGGUCGUGGAUGUCCAUGUGCUUUUCAGGAGGUAUGCAUGGGCGGGUGAAAUUUAAACAACAAGGUAAAAAGGGCCAAACAGGAAGGUGGUUCCUUGAUAGUGGCAUUCUUGUAAGAUAUGGAGGUGCACGCACGCCGCAAAAAGGCAUGGAGAUGGCAAUGAGUGUCUCCUGACUGGCACGGGAAGUGUUGUCUACGCAACGCGAGCAAAGAGGAUACCCGAGGCUUGCCCCAAUGGUGUGCAGAGUUACUUGUCUAGGAGGUCAUCAGCCAGCCUCGGAUUGGAUGUCUUGAUGGCUGGAAUGGAAUGGAAUUGAUAUUGAAUGAUUGUGAUGCCCGCGUCUUCCAUCUACC